AUGUACAGCAUCAUGAUGGAAACGGACUUGCAUUCCCCCGUGGUGCCCCAGACAAACCCAUCCAACCCCGGGGUACACGCGGGAGGAGGAGGCGGGGGCGGCGGAGGCAAAGUCUCCCAGGAGAGAAUCAAGAGACCCAUGAACGCCUUCAUGGUCUGGUCCCGGGGCCAGCGGAGGAAAAUGGCUCAGGAGAACCCCAAGAUGCACAACUCUGAGAUCAGUAAGCGGCUGGGGGCAGAGUGGAAGGUGAUGACGGAGGCGGAGAAGAGACCUUUCAUCGACGAGGCGAAACGACUCCGGGCCAUGCACAUGAAGGAACACCCGGACUACAAGUACCGGCCGCGCAGGAAGACCAAGACUCUACUGAAGAAGGACAAGUAUUCGCUGGCGGGGGGACUGCUCGGCUCGUCGGCGGGUGUGGGGAUGGGCGGCGGCCAGCGACUGGAGAGUCCCGGAGGAGGGCACGUGGGAGCCAACGCGGGCUACGCGACCCACGUCAACGGCUGGGCGAACGGCAGCUACUCGGGCCAGGUGGCGGCCGCGGCGGCGGCGGCUCACGCCAUGAUGCAGGAGGCCCAGCUGGCGUACACGCAGCACCCGGGGGCCGCGGCGCACCCGCACCACCCGCACCACCACCCGCACCCCCACCACCCGCACACCCCGCAGCCCGUGCACAGGUACGACAUGAGCGCCUUAUCUUACAGCCCCAUCUCAAACUCUCAGAGCUACAUGAGCGCGUCGCCGCCGGGCUACGGCGGCCUCACCGGCUACACUCACCAGCACCAGGGCUCCGGGCUCUCCCCGGUGUCCGGGGCCAUCGGGGGGACUCUGGGGCCGCUUGUCAAAUCUGAGCCAAGCGUCAGCCCCCCGGUCUCCAGCGCGCGCGCGCCGCCGUGCCCCGCGGGGGACCUGCGGGACAUGAUCAGCAUGUACCUGCCCCCCGGAGAGGCGGCGGACUCCUCCGUGCAGAGCCGGCUGCACGUGCUGCCCCCGCAGCACUACCAGAGCGGCUCCACGCCGGUCAGCGGGACGCUCCCCCUCACGCACAUUUAA
Molecule: messenger RNA, 1053 nt
Organism: Menidia menidia (Atlantic silverside)
Lineage: Eukaryota; Metazoa; Chordata; Actinopteri; Atheriniformes; Atherinopsidae
Source: the annotation of a GenBank genome assembly